Messenger RNA from Trypanosoma conorhini, 567 nucleotides. RefSeq names its product fructose-6-phosphate2-kinase/fructose-2,6-bisphosphatase. The record is from RefSeq and is a predicted model, not a curated record. The transcript has a single exon. Bases 1 to 567 code for a protein of 188 amino acids. Lineage: Eukaryota; Euglenozoa; Kinetoplastea; Trypanosomatida; Trypanosomatidae.
AUGUUACCUUUGAAAAGUAGCAUAAGUCUUGACGAUUCCGCCGUGGAAAACUCGAUUGAUUUUUGCCGCUUUGAGGGAUCGACAAAUCCGCCAAAGGAGUGUGUUUUUGCCCCACCCCCACAGCUUGCGAGUGUCAAGAGUGCGGGGAUAACAACGAAUGAGUGGAGCGGCUCCGCAAGCGCCGUUUUUAUAGUCGUGAGUUCCCCGCUUCGAUGUAGUUUGGUGGCACGCUUCUUCUGCACACGUCUCCUGCAUUAUCUGCGCUGGUGCGGUGAGAGUGUUAGGUUUUUCCUUGCAGGGCCCAAUGAACGAGACACCGAAGUGCAACGCUUUGCGGAUGACCCGGUGGCCUGGCAGAAGUACACGGAGUCGUGUUUGGAGCAAUCAUUAGAGUAUUUGGCUUCCAAUCCGCGUCUUGGUUUCGCGGCGUUUCCUGUGGUAAUUCUCCUGCUUGACUGUGAGCCAAUGGAUGCGUAUGACAAGUUGCACGGCAUGCUGAAGUCGCGGGGAAAUUUUUCGUUCGCCACGUCUGGUUCGAUGAGGACUGGAAGCGACGCAGUUCACUGA